Marasmius oreades (fairy-ring Marasmius) is the source of this 1122-nucleotide messenger RNA. RefSeq lists its product as uncharacterized. The coding region runs from base 183 to 968 and encodes 261 amino acids. NCBI's taxonomy places the organism in Eukaryota, Fungi, Basidiomycota, Agaricomycetes, Agaricales, Marasmiaceae. The record is from RefSeq and is a predicted model, not a curated record. The transcript has 2 exons.
CUCGUUAGUCAAAGCGGAAACGAUGCAGCAAGUAACCGUCGGGAUUACAUUCGUUAUCCUUUAGAAGAUGCAAAAUUGCGCCAUCGGACCCACUCUUGACUAGGGUUCGCCCAUGUAUAAAUUACGCGGACCUACAUACCUCCUGACUCGAAACUUGCCUUGUCUUGCCAUCUUCACCACCGAUGACUUUGACCUUCGCUCAUCCACCACACCUAUCUGAGGUGGCCCGACGCGCAAAACCUUCUUCAUCUGCUCCCACCCCUUCGGCUACCUCGUCUCCGGAGGAUCCCCAUCAACUUCCGGUCUACGACUCAGGAGCACCUGUUCUCUAUCUACCUCCGCUACUCUCCUCUCUUCCUAAAAACGUCCCGGCAGUUCCUCUUUCUUCUGAAAACCCGCCCUUGAUCACCGAAACCCAUCUUCCGGACAUUGAUCCUGCUUCUCUAUCGCUUCACAAAGCCCUUCAUAAUUUCCAUCCCAUCGACGCCAAUUACGCGUCGACUCCCUACAAGAAUGCUUUCAAUUGGUCUCAACUGACCCUCCCGGAAGAUGAAGAAAGAGAAUGGUAUUGCGUCGUUUUCCGAAGCAAAAGGAAGGCUGGGAGUGAUGGUGGAUGUCAGUACCUGUUUCAGCUCGUCAUUGUUGUUCUUAAUUCAUUAUUCCUCCCCUUUGAAGCCCUGUAUGAAGCAGACAAGAAGGCUCACGAGGAAGCCGUACGAAACGGAGGGUUGAUCAUGUACUGGUAUGGAAUACCCAACCAAGAGACAGGCAUGAACCUUGCGACCUGUAUAUGGCAGAGUAGAAAACACGCCAUUGCAGCCAACUCACGUCCUCAUCAUCUAAAGGCGAUGAAGCUGGCUAAAGAUUCGUAUGAGAUCUAUAAUUUGGAGCGAUAUGUGUUGAGGAAGCCGAAGGGAGAUACACACGUGGAGAUUACGUCUUUUGAUGGCGGAGAAGUUGGAUGGUAGAUUCGGACCGGUCACGGUUAUACCCAGUUUGCCUUGUAAUUUGCUAUCGCGCUGUCCCACUCGUUUUAGUUUACCUAGCGGCAUAUAGAAUAGGUUAUUUGUAUGUAGGUAGAGUCAUAGACAAGUAUUCACGAUGGAACAUUUUUGAAGAGAC